UUUUCUUGUCAGGACAGGGAAUGGAGAGAUGGGCCUGUCCACUGCUAUUCCAAUCCCAUCCUGGGAGGGCACUGUGGCACAAGCAAAACACUACAGGGACACAUGAAAGGUCCCUUGCUGGCACAGACGAUGCUCAGUCGCCAAGCAACCAAGAAGCAGCAAGCUCAGCAGAGGUGCUUUAGGGAAAGUCGAGGGAAACAGAAGAGGGUGUACACCUCUUAUCUGGAAGGAGAUGAGAUGGAAGGAGGACAGAGGGUUCGGCUUGUGUCCAGGCCAAUGCAACAAAACAUCUUCUGGGAUGAAUCUGAAGGACGGAUUCUGGAUGUAAGGGAGAUGCUGCAGCCAAGUCCACAGUUGACAGACCCAAACGUGGGAGACACGAGUGACAAACCACUAAUGGAAAAUGGAAUUCCAUCAGACGUAGAAAACCAGAAAAGUAGAGGUCUGGGGAAGGAAUGUUGUCAUAAAAACUGCCUGAACUCUCGAAGGAGUAGAACAGAUCUGGACAGUGGAAAAUAUAUCCACAGGAAGAAUAGGAAAUUAACAAGAGGCCUUUGUUACAGGCAGACUCUGAAAAGCACGAGUUUGCGCUUUGUGGCUCAGCAGAGGUCAAGUGUCUUUCUAUUGAUGGGUGAUCUGAGCCAGAGGACUGUGGCGGAGGAAGAGGAGGCCAAAGGGAUGGAGAAAGAGUUGAGGGACCCCGUAGUUUGA
Messenger RNA from Sinocyclocheilus grahami, 711 nucleotides. RefSeq lists its product as uncharacterized. The record is from RefSeq and is a predicted model, not a curated record. The coding region runs from base 103 to 711 and encodes 202 amino acids. NCBI's taxonomy places the organism in Eukaryota, Metazoa, Chordata, Actinopteri, Cypriniformes, Cyprinidae. The transcript has 5 exons.